GUAGAAAAUUCAUAAACGCGUCGUCCAUAGAACAAGCGAUUUAUGGGUUUGCAACUGUACGAUGUUUAAUUGGUGCUUUGCUUGUGUGUCCAGUAAAGCAGCAGUAAUGCAAUCAUAAUCUCACACAAAAGUAUUUAAAUCUUUCCACCAGCUUCUUUUCAUUAUUAUUACUGUAAUCAAAUUCCUUAUCCUCUAAAAAAUUCUCAUUCUCUGUUUUUCCUGCUGAUUACGCUUCAAGAUCAUUUCAAGAAAGAUACUUUCAUAUGGCAAUUCUUGAAGAUAACCAGGAGCAUGGGUGGAUAGAAAAAGUGAAAUCAGAAGGUUCUGUACCGCUGCUUGAGCCAGGUCACUGUCCAAAUGGUUGGGCUUCUCCUCCCGGAGAUGUUUUCAAGGUUAGAGGGCCAGAAUACUUAAAGACAAAGGCUAAGAUUCCUGGUGGUGAUUAUCUUCUUAAGCCUCUUGGUUUUGACUGGAUUAAAGGACCAACCAAGAUUUCAGAGCUCUUAAAUAGUACAAAAAGUCGUGUUAGGAGAGCUCUCGAUGAUGAAAUUUCUAAGGAUUGUAAAAAGCCUUUCAUUUGGGCUUUCAAUUUGCAAGUCCCAAGCAAGGAAAACUAUAGUGCUGUUGCUUAUUUUGUGGGUAUGGAGCCAAUACCUGAGGGCUCUUUGAUGGAUCAAUUCCUAAAAGGGGAUGACGGAUUCAGGAAUUCAAGAUUAAAAUUGAUAGCCAACAUUGUCAAAGGCCCUUGGAUUGUGAGAAAAGCAGUUGGAGAGCAGGCUAUCUGCAUUAUCGGCCGAGCAGUUACUUGCAAGUAUUGUUUAGGAGAAAACUUUAUCGAAGUUGAUAUAGAUAUUGGAUCUUCAGUGGUUGCAAAUGCAAUUGUUCAUCUUGCAUUUGGUUACAUAACAAUGCUUACUGUUGACUUAGCUUUUCUUCUUGAGGGCCAAACCGAAUCAGAGCUUCCAGAACAAAUCUUAGGAGCCGUUAGAUUUUCUGAGCUCAAUACUGCUUCAGCAAGGCAAGUUGAACUGCAUUCUGAGAAGAGCACAGAGAAUUUGCAGUCAUCACUUCCAACAAGAUUUUGGAAAUCACUUGGUCAGGGCUUCUCCCAUCUUAUUAAGCCAGGUGGUCAAGAAAGUGAUUCCAACUCCCAUGCAGCAUAUGUCAAUGGGGAUGUUGAUAACAAAAGUAUUGCAGAUGUCAGCAAGUUAUAGGUCCUUGUCGCCACAUAUAUCACAUUUGAUUCCCAUUAGAAGAGAUUAAUACAUUACUUUGCAGUUCUUCGAAGUGCAUAUUGAACCUUGAGCUUCCGGAUUGCAAGUUGUACUUGCUUCAUGUAUAUUUAUUGUGGUAUAAAUUGGAAUGAACUGCCCAUCCGAGAGCAGCAAUAUAUCUCCUGUUUUUAGCAUGAGUCUUGCGAUUUCAACAUUAGUUAUUCACACACUCACCGUGUCUAUGUUUAUUGUACAAGAUCAGUACAAAUGACAAUGGAAUUGCAUCCUCUAAUGAAUUCUGUACAUGUUUUCCUUUUGAUGUUUCCCUUCUUUUCUCUUUGUUUCAAAGAGAGGAAGCAUGUA
Olea europaea var. sylvestris is the source of this 1577-nucleotide messenger RNA. RefSeq names its product protein ENHANCED DISEASE RESISTANCE 2-like. The coding region runs from base 264 to 1214 and encodes 316 amino acids. The transcript is spliced from 3 exons. The record is from RefSeq and is a predicted model, not a curated record. Lineage: Eukaryota; Viridiplantae; Streptophyta; Magnoliopsida; Lamiales; Oleaceae.